UGAAAUGCUGUUGUGCAGAGUUAAGAUCAUUCGGAAACAGCAGAGCGGCUUGCAGAGCGGUAGCUGCAGACCCCCACGGCCAGCCCCUGCCUGCCACGGGCUCCCUUGGAUUUAGCACUGGUCGCUCCGGAUGCCCGCGCUUUGGGAGACAGCUCUGCACCUUUGCAUUCGACAUUCUCGUUGCACUUCGUCUUUGCUAGGAUCGGAGGAAAGAGUUGCAAGCGGGAGACCAUGUGGUGAAAAGGAGCCGUGAGCCGAGGAAGCUGUUGAGCACCACCACUCCACGCGUGCCUUGCCGGGAGGGGAAAUCGCGCGCUUGGAAAGCAAAGGAGAGCUGCAAGUUGGCGGCAGGCAGGAGCGGACCGACCGUGCCUUUUGCAAACACGCUUUGCCGAAGCCUUUCCACGGCUCGCAAGAGACUCUCUCCAACCCAACCAUACGGAUGUAGCGUGGGAUUGAAUUGCCGUACGAUCGGACGAAACCAGUUUUGCCAAACCGACUUGAUCUUUUUUUUUUAACCUCCUCUGGAUUCCCGGGAGCGGAGUGCCUGGCAGCUCAGCAGAGACAACUGUGUUUGCUUAAAGAACAAGUAACUUUGGAGAGGAGGGGCCGGCCACGCACCCCAAUGAAUGUUGAAGCUUCGGGAAGAAGGGUGUUUUGGGAGCAAAUUGGAUUGCCUUCUGUCCUGGGAGGAAGGGUCUGUGAUCGCUGUGUGCGCCUAGGAGGAGAGAAGGACACGACCUCGCCAGUCAAAGGGGAGCUGGAGACCAAGGACCGUCUCCAUUGGGCAUGAUUUCUCCAGCGUUUUAAGACAUCACACGCUGCCUUAUGGAUUUAACUUAGCAGGGCGGUGCUUUCACGCGGGGUUGCCGUUCAGAGACGACUUCAGAUGCAUGCCAGGUUCUUAGUGAAUGCCAGAAGUAGAGAUCACUACAGAUGGAGUCCCAAGGUCAGCAUGGCAACGGCAGUUCAUUAGUUGUCCUUCAGCAGCCUUCUUUGGAUAGCAGGCAAAGGGUAGACUAUGAAAGAGAUGUCCAGCCAACAACUAUCUUGUCCCUGGACCAGAUCAAGACCAUCAGGGGCAGCAAUGAGUACACUGAAGGCCCAUCUGUGGUGAAAAAGUCUGCUCCACGGACAGCACCUAGGCAAGAAAAACAUGAAAGGACUCAUGAAAUCAUACCAAUUAAUGUGAAUAAUAACUAUGAGCACAGACCCAACCACCCCAGUCACUUGCUGCAUCAACAAAAUGCGAGGGCUCCUGUGUUGAGCAGAUCUACGAGCACUGGGAGCGCAGCUAGUUCUGGAAGCAACAGCAGCGCAUCUUCAGAGCAGGGCCUGCUGCUAAGGCUACCCCCAUCCAGGCCAGGCCCAGGCCACAGAUCUGAGAGGCCAAUCUGGACGCAGCCCAAGCCGUCAUCUCUGAUUGUGGAUGACCUGACAGGGCCCUUGAAAGAGGACUCGACGCAGUACAAAUUUAUCUGUGAACAGUGCGGGAAGUGCAAGUGUGGAGAGUGCACAGCACCCAGGGCCUUGCCAUCCUGCUUGGCCUGCAACAGGCAAUGCUUGUGCUCAGCAGAGAGCAUGGUGGAAUACAGCACCUGUAUGUGCCUGGUCAAAGGGAUCUUCUACCACUGUUCCAAUGAUGAUGAAGGGGACUCUUAUGCGGAUAAUCCUUGCUCUUGUUCCCAGUCACAUUUCUGGUCGAGGUACUUAUGCAUGGGAGCCCUGUCCUUGGUUUUGCCAUGUUUGCUCUGCUAUCCUCCUGCAAAAGGAUGCCUAAAACUGUGCCGAGGAUGUUAUGACCGGAUCAAUCGUCCAGGUUGCCGAUGUAAGAACUCCAACACGGUUUAUUGUAAGCUGGAAAGUUGCCCUUCUAGGGGUCAAGACAAGCCCUCAUGAUUUAUGGAGGGAGAUGUUCAGUUCCUCAGACUCUUUCAGGUUGUGGCUGGCUUUUCUGUCUUGAUUUUUCCACCAACCCUCCCUCCCAGUCAUUUUCCAUUCUUCCUGUAAUGUUCUUUGUUUCCUACACUGUAGUUUCUCUCAACAAGGGCAAAUCUGAGUGUUUCUUUGGUCUUUGGCAAGUGUGGCCCAUGUACUUGCAUCUCCGUUCUUGGCAAGUAAUCUCAGGUUUGUGAGUAAUCCACUCCUGAAAGAAGUAAUGAGGGUAAUGGGCUGUUCUGAAGCCUUAUUAUUCUGUAAACAGCUUUCCAAAGAUGCUAUUUUAUUUGUUCUCUGCAACUCCUUUUUUCCACACCCUCCCUUAAUGCCUUCCAAGCAAUUAUUUCAAGUUUUUCCCCCCAGAAACAGUUGAAUUAUUAAGCUUUUUAAAAAAGGAAGCAUUUGUUAUAGUUGGUUUGGAAUUUAGUAAACCCUGUACCUGACUUUUCUUCAUAGUGCACCUCAUUUUUUUCACUUCCUCCUUUAAAAAUUUCUCUGUCCAGUCUCAUGGGAUCCUCAUGUAUUUAGAUUGGCUCUUCCACUUUUUGUUGCUUAAUAGAAGGAUCUGCACACUGAAGAUGUAUUGGCUUCAGAUUGGUUCAUUAGUUUCUAUAGCUUCUAUAUAUGUGCAGGGCCUUUUAAAAACCUCUCUUCUUUUGAUACUAAAGUUGUUGGUUUCUGGCAUCUGAGAAAUAAUCUUCGGGUAUCAUAAAUUUUAAGUUGUAUAAACAUUCUUUAGUCUCUAACAUUUCUGUAUUUCUGUGGUUUAACAACAUUUAACUCAACCCUGUGCUUGGUAACUUUAGCCUCUCUGUUUUUAUUGCCUUAGCCACAAAUUGUGGUGCUCUUUUGUAUAUUUUAUGUAUAAAACACAAAGUUGAAUUCUGACUAUUUUUAAGACAAAGGUCUGUCAAAACUUUUUUAUUGUAAAGAAUAUUUAUUAUGUGAAUCUUUAUUAUUUUAUGAUAUUUAUUACAAAGAACUGUUCCAAAAAUGUACUCCUGUCUGACUAUAACAAAAUAUCAAUACUUAAUGAAAUAAGGGUGACACGAAGAAAGUACAUAUGUUAAACUAUAAUGCAGAAAAUAUAAUAAUUAAUGAAAA
Molecule: messenger RNA, 3042 nt
Organism: Sphaerodactylus townsendi
Lineage: Eukaryota; Metazoa; Chordata; Lepidosauria; Squamata; Sphaerodactylidae
Gene: SPRY1
Product: sprouty RTK signaling antagonist 1
Exons: 3
Coding region: 937-1899 (320 amino acids)
Biological process (GO): negative regulation of MAP kinase activity; negative regulation of Ras protein signal transduction; animal organ development
Cellular component (GO): cytosol; membrane
Source: RefSeq, a predicted model, not a curated record